CAUUAAAUCUCUUUCUGCUUGCAGGUAUCAUUAUUAGGAUUGGAGAUUUUAAGUGCCUUUGUGGAUAGAUUGUCAACACGAUUUAAAUCUUAUGUAGCAAUGGUUACCACGGCUUUAAUAGACAGGAUGGGAGAUGCCAAAGAAAAAGUUCGAGAUGAAGCUCAGAACCUGGCACUGAAGCUGAUGGAUGAGGUGGCACCACCUAUGUACAUCUGGGAGCAUCUGGCCUCUGGUUUCAAGCACAAGAACUUUCGAUCUCGAGAGGGUGUGUGCCUGUGUCUGAUUGAAACCUUGAACAUCUUUGGAACUCAACCCCUGGUCAUCAGCAAGUUGGUGCCACAUUUGUGUAUCUUAUUUGGAGAUUCUAAUAGUCAGGUGAGAAAUGCUGCAAUAUCGGCUGUAGUCGAGAUUUAUAGACAUGUAGGAGAGAAGCUGAGGUUUGAUCUGUCUAAGAGAGACAUUCCUCCAGCUAGAUUAGAAAUGAUACUUGCCAAAUUUGAUGAAGUACAAAAUUCGGGCGGUAUGGUUUUGAGUAUCUGCAAAGGGGAUGAUUUCCUCAGAGGACAUGUCAAAGAUAGUGGAUACAGAGAUUCGGAACUCAGAGAUAAAAGCUUUGAUGAUGAGGAGUCAGUGGAUGGAAACAGGCCGUCAUCAGCUGCUUCAGCCUUCAAGGUUCCUGCACCUAAAACAUGUGGGAAUCCUGUCAGCAGUGGGAGGAAGCCUGGGUCAGCAGGUGGCCCUAAGGUCGGAGGUGCUUCUAAAGAAGGAGGGGCUGGAGCGGUUGAUGAGGAUGACUUUAUAAAAGCUUUUACAGAUGUUCCUUCUGUUCAGAUCUAUUCUAGUCGAGAACUUGAAGAAACGUUAAAUAAGAUCAGGGAAAUUUUGUCAGAUGACAAACAUGACUGGGACCAGCGUGCCAAUGCACUUAAGAAAAUCAGGUCAUUGCUUGUGGCUGGGGCUGCCCAGUAUGAUUGCUUUUUCCAGCAUUUACGUUUGUUGGAUGGAGCACUUAAGCUGUCUGCUAAGGAUCUCAGAUCCCAGGUGGUCAGAGAAGCUUGCAUCACUGUUGCCCACCUUUCGACAGUUUUGGGAAACAAGUUUGAUCAUGGCGCUGAAGCCAUUGUACCUACACUUUUUAAUCUUGUCCCCAAUAGUGCAAAAGUAAUGGCAACUUCUGGAUGUGCAGCAAUCAGAUUUAUUAUUCGGCAUACCCAUGUACCCAGACUUAUACCUUUAAUAACAAGCAACUGCACAUCAAAAUCAGUUCCUGUGAGGAGGCGUUCAUUUGAAUUUUUAGAUCUGUUGCUGCAAGAGUGGCAAACUCAUUCAUUGGAAAGACAUGCAGCCGUCUUGGUUGAAACUAUUAAGAAGGGAAUUCAUGAUGCUGAUGCUGAGGCCAGAGUGGAAGCAAGAAAGACAUACAUGGGUCUUAGAAACCACUUUCCUGGUGAAGCUGAAACAUUGUAUAAUUCCCUUGAGCCAUCAUAUCAGAAAAGUCUUCAGACUUACUUAAAGAGUUCUGGCAGUGUAGCAUCUCUUCCACAGUCAGACCGGUCCUCAUCUAGCUCACAAGAAAGUCUCAAUCGUCCUUUUUCUUCUAAGUGGUCUACAGCGAAUCCAUCAACUGUGGCCGGAAGAGUAUCAGUGGGAGGCAGCAAAGCCAGCUCCCUUCCAGGAAGCCUGCAGCGGUCUCGAAGCGACAUCGAUGUGAAUGCUGCAGCUGGUGCCAAAGCGCAUCACGCUGCUGGGCAGGCCGUCCCAAGUGCGAGGCUAGGGGCGGGCGCCCUGAACCCAGGUUCUUAUGCAUCGCUUGGUCGGGUGAGAGCCAAGCUUUCUGCACCACUUGCUACCAUGGGAAGUGCCAAGACUGAUUCUAGAGGAAGAAGCCGGACAAAAAUGGUGUCUCAGUCCCAGCCUGGCAGCCGAUCUGGGUCUCCAGGAAGAGUUCUAACCACAACAGCCCUCUCUACUGUGAGCUCUGGUGCCCAACGAGUCCUGGUCAAUUCAGCUUCAGCCCAGAAGAGAAGCAAGAUACCAAGGAGCCAGGGCUGCAGCAGAGAGGCCAGCCCAUCUAGGCUUUCAGUGGCCCGGAGCAGUCGUAUUCCUCGACCGAGUGUGAGUCAAGGCUGUAGCAGGGAAGCUAGUCGAGAGAGCAGCAGGGACACGAGCCCGGUCCGCUCUUUUCAGCCCCUUGGUCCGGGAUAUGGGAUCAGCCAGUCAAGCCGGUUGUCAUCCUCUGUCAGUGCCAUGCGAGUUCUAAACACAGGCUCAGAUGUGGAGGAAGCCGUAGCUGAUGCCUUGAAAAAACCUGCUCGAAGAAGAUAUGAAUCAUACGGAAUGCACUCAGAUGAUGAUGCCAACAGCGAUGCUUCUAGUGCAUGUUCAGAACGCUCCUAUAGUUCUCGAAAUGGUAGUAUUCCUACCUACAUGAGACAGACAGAAGACGUAGCAGAAGUCCUCAACAGAUGUGCUAGCUCCAAUUGGUCAGAAAGGAAAGAAGGCCUCUUGGGUCUGCAGAACUUGUUAAAAAAUCAGAGAACGCUAAGUCGAGUGGAACUGAAAAGGUUAUGUGAAAUUUUCACAAGAAUGUUUGCUGAUCCUCAUGGCAAGAGAGUGUUCAGCAUGUUUUUGGAGACUCUAGUAGAUUUCAUACAAGUCCACAAAGAUGAUCUUCAAGAUUGGUUGUUUGUGCUGCUCACACAGCUGCUGAAAAAAAUGGGUGCUGAUUUGCUUGGUUCUGUUCAGGCAAAAGUUCAGAAAGCCCUUGAUGUUACAAGAGAAUCUUUUCCAAAUGAUCUUCAAUUUAACAUCCUCAUGAGAUUUACAGUUGACCAGACCCAAACGCCAAGCUUGAAGACAGUCAAGCCAGCACUCCGGGACCAGCUUCACUCUUUUUGGAGCUCAAAGGUGAAGGUUGCUAUCCUUAAGUACAUAGAAACUCUGGCCAAACAGAUGGAUCCAGGAGAUUUUAUAAAUUCCAGUGAAACUCGACUGGCAGUGUCUCGGGUCAUCACUUGGACGACGGAGCCCAAAAGCUCUGAUGUUCGAAAGGCAGCACAGUCAGUGCUGAUUUCUUUAUUUGAACUCAAUACCCCGGAGUUUACAAUGUUACUAGGAGCUUUACCAAAAACUUUCCAAGAUGGUGCUACUAAACUUCUUCACAAUCACCUUCGAAAUACUGGCAAUGGGACCCAGAGUUCCAUGGGGAGUCCUUUGACAAGACCAACACCUCGAUCACCAGCUAACUGGUCCAGUCCUCUUACUUCUCCUACCAACACAUCACAGAAUACAUUAUCUCCAAGUGCGUUUGAUUACGACACAGAAAACAUGAAUUCUGAAGACAUUUACAGCUCCCUUAAAGGUGUCACUGAGGCAAUCCAGAAUUUCAGCUUCAGAAGCCAAGAAGACAUGAGCGAACCGCUGAAGAGAGAGCCUAAAAAAGAGGAUGGUGACAUGAUGUGUGGUCCUGGGAUGUCAGACCCACGAGCAGGAGGUGAUGCUACUGACUCCAGCCAGACAGCUCUUGAUAAUAAAGCAUCUUUGCUCCAUUCAAUGCCACUUCACUCCUCUUCACGAUCUCGUGACUAUAAUCCAUAUAACUAUUCUGACAGCAUCAGUCCCUUCAACAAGUCUGCCCUCAAGGAAGCCAUGUUUGAUGAUGACGCUGACCAGUUUCCUGAUGAUCUCUCCUUAGACCAUUCCGACCUAGUUGCCGAGCUGUUGAAGGAGCUGUCUAACCAUAAUGAACGUAUGGAAGAAAGAAAAAUUGCCCUCUAUGAACUCAUGAAGCUAACCCAGGAAGAAUCUUUCAGUGUUUGGGAUGAACACUUCAAAACAAUAUUAUUGUUACUGCUUGAGACCCUUGGGGAUAAAGAGCCUACAAUCAGGGCUUUGGCUUUAAAAGUUUUAAAAGAAAUCUUAAGGCAUCAACCGGCAAGAUUCAAAAACUAUGCAGAGCUGACUGUCAUGAAAACAUUGGAAGCACAUAAAGACCCUCAUAAAGAGGUGGUGAGGUCUGCUGAGGAAGCUGCCUCUGUGUUGGCUACUUCAAUUAGUCCAGAACAGUGCAUCAAAGUGCUUUGUCCAAUCAUACAAACUGCUGACUACCCAAUUAAUCUGGCUGCAAUCAAAAUGCAAACAAAAGUGAUAGAGAGAGUAUCUAAGGAAACCCUUAAUGUGCUCUUACCGGAGAUCAUGCCAGGUCUAAUCCAGGGCUACGAUAAUUCAGAAAGCAGUGUCCGGAAAGCUUGUGUCUUCUGCCUGGUAGCUGUUCAUGCAGUGAUUGGUGAUGAACUCAAGCCACACCUCAGUCAACUCACUGGCAGUAAAAUGAAGCUGCUGAACCUUUACAUCAAACGUGCACAGACAGGCUCUGCAGGAGCUGAUCCCACUACUGAUGUUUCUGGACAAAGUUAGUGCUGCAGGUCUCGGAAAAGACAACUGCCCGCCCUCCUCGAAGAAAGGAAACUCUCAAGUACAGCUUUUGGACUAAGCUACCGUUUCCCAGUUCUAUCUAGUUUUCUGUUUUGUUCUGUUCUGUAUUUUCUGUGACAGAGGGUGUCCUCAGUCUGCAUGUAACUUUAUGAUAGUUAUUCCAAAUUCAGGAAAAGCAGUAUUAACGUCAGUUGAUCAGUACAAAGGAAUUUUUUAAUCCAAUUCACCAUUUCACGUUUUUACUUCUUUGUCUUCCCAUUAACCUUUGCCAGUGUUAUGAUUGUAUAAAUUUUUUAAAAUGCUGGUUAAACAGGAAUGCUUCAGGCUUUAAAAGUUUAACAGGACUAAACUUUUUUUUUUGCCUUUAUUCAACUGCAGAAGAAUAUUUUUAUUGCUUCUUUGAGUUUUGUUCCGUAUCAUGUCCUAUGCUAGAGAUGCUGACAAUGAUGUGAGACACAGCAGGGCUACUUGGAACUCCUGCCAGGCUCUGUCGAUGUGGCUGUGGUACACGUCAUUAACUGCAACUUCUUUGGGAUGACCUCAAAGAGAAAUGUCAUAGAAUCAGCCAGUUCUGAAAGACUGAUGGUGUCUGUUGGUUCUUGAUGUUGCCACCUUUAUUUAAAGCCGUGCCCCUUCUCUGACCCCGUAAGAAAGCUGCACCAAAUCACCUGCCUGGGUUUCCAUGGAAAUUACUAAAAUGGAAGGUUUUGUUGCAGAGCUUUUUGGUUUAUCUUUGUUGUGAAUGAUGCUUUUUGUUGUAUUUAUUAAUAUCGAAUUCACUUAUGCAUAGACUUGAUAAUGGAAACAGAUGAAAAAAUCAAGUGCAUGUGUGUCUUUGACUGUCUUCUGUUUCUCAAUUGAUAAACUAAUUAUUGACAUGGGAGUCAACCAGGACCUGUUUGAUGAGUGGUGGAACCUGGUUUCCUUUGACCAUGAAAUUGUCUUACGAAAGAAAACCCUGGUCCUGAUGAGAGAGAAGAUGGUGCCGAGGCUCGUGUCAGUGGGCUCACACUUUCUACCUCUUCAGGGCUGACACUUUACCAAACCGCUGCCUGCAGGGUUUUGGAAAACUACUUUAAGGUGAUGUUUUGUUACCUUCUAAUUUUUUUUUUUUAAUCACCUCUGCUAAAGCUAUUAUUUUUAUGUGCAGCCAACUUUCAAAUAUUACCAGUUUGGGUAAAACACCAAAUUAGGUAAUUUGGAACCAGGAUACCAUUUAUUUCUCAUCUUGACCUUUUUUUUUUUUUCUUUUUUUUAAUCCUAACAUAAGGUGAAUUUGACUGGAAAGCAAAUGGCUGUUAAGGAAGCAAUUUGCUAUUGUUACAGAGUUAUCUAUACUUUGUUCAACUGAAAACAAUGUAGAAAUGUAUGUAAAGAACUUAAGCCAAGAGAACUGGAUGGAUGGUUGGUUGUAGGCUUUUCCCUUCCUUUGUUUUUAUUCUGUUCUAGCAGCAACAAAAAGGAUAUUGCUCCAUAUUCUCUACCCUACUGUAACAGUUUUGUUUUUUACUGUUAAUGACAUUGUGUAUUUAUAGUUCUAUGCUUACUGUUGUGCAUAUACUGGCAAUAAAACUGUACAUAACAUUACUUGAAAACCUUAA
Messenger RNA from Cricetulus griseus (Chinese hamster), 6035 nucleotides. The record is from RefSeq and is a predicted model, not a curated record. NCBI's taxonomy places the organism in Eukaryota, Metazoa, Chordata, Mammalia, Rodentia, Cricetidae.